Candidula unifasciata is the source of this 2679-nucleotide messenger RNA. The record is from the annotation of a GenBank genome assembly. NCBI's taxonomy places the organism in Eukaryota, Metazoa, Mollusca, Gastropoda, Stylommatophora, Geomitridae.
AUGGCUGGGUUUUAUAAUUUGGAUCAUAAAGAAGUCAUCCGCAUAAAAGUGAAAAAAUGUGAUGGGAGGAUGCAGCCAGAGUACAAGAAAUUUUCCAUUGAUCCUCAGAUAACAUCGUUUGAGAUGCUGCAGGGAAUCUUAGCCAGGGCAUUUGAUAUAAACAGUGACUUCACCAUCAGCUACCUGGCUCGUGACUCCGAGGGCCAGGCUGUCUACCUUUCCAUGUUGUCUGACUGGGAUAUGGAUGCAGCUUUCCAAUGUGCUGCUGAUCCUUGUCUCAAGCUUAAGGUUGACCUGCGGCCCUUUGAAGAAGAGAUGGAAGAUUGGGACGUCAUAGCACCUACAGAAGUUCCUCAGCAUAGAAUAUCAAGCCUGCUGGACAAAAAUUCCAUCCUUGGGUCGAUCACUGGCACCAUCACACAAAAUUUGGGCAGAACAGUCAACUCCAUGCAGAGAGCCAUGGGUUUAAAGCAGGCAGAAAAUGAAGUGAUCAAGCCACUGAAAGCUGCAAUGUCCGACAUGGAGUUCCACAGUUACCUGGAUAAUGCAGGUUUCAUGGUCAGGCCUAAUGAGUUUCGUCUGGCAAUAUAUCAAGGAGGCAUUGAACCUUCUUUACGCAGAGUCGCUUGGCGACAUCUACUGAACAUUUAUCCCGCAGACAUGUCGGGCAGGGAUCGUUUCGAUUACAUGAAGCGAAAAGAGGAAGAAUAUAGAAAGUUGAGAGAUGAAUGGAGAGAAAAAUUCUGGAACAAUACAGCUACAGAGGAAGUCAAGUAUAUAGCGGGUAUGGUGAAGAAGGACGUGCUGCGUACAGACAGAUCUCAUGGCUUUUAUGCUGGGAAUGAUGAGAAUGAGAACACUUUGUCUUUAUUUCAUCUCCUUGUGACCUACGCCCUCACUCAUCCGGACAUCUCAUAUUGCCAGGGCAUGAGUGACCUGGCCUCCCCGCUGCUGGUGACUCAGAAAGAUGAAGGUCAGGCUUAUAUUUGUUUCUGUGCUCUUAUGAACCGACUACGAGAGAAUUUCACCACAGAGGGCAGUGCCAUCAUGACCAAGUUCCGGCAUCUGUCUGACUUACUGCACAUGUGUGAUCCAGCUUUGCAUGCUCAUUUGGCUCAGAGUUCUGCAAGUGACAUGCUCUUCUGCUAUCGUUGGUUUCUGCUGGAAUUCAAAAGAGAAUUUCCCUUCACAGAUGCUCUAUAUGUGUUGGAAGUCAUGUGGGCAACUUUGCCACCAAAUCCUCCGGAGCAUGAGCUAGCUCUGGUAGACCCAGAUUAUUCUAGCCGGCUACUUUCUAGCUCUCCCUGCUCGCCGACUUUUUCGUUCCAGCAUGCCAUGUAUGCAAAACUCCUGGCCAUGCGCCGGGUAGGAGCUCGCCAGAAAGUCAGCCAGCCAAAUUUACCUGUAACUAGUCUGGCUGCCCAAACUGGUACCAAUGACACAUUGAACAUCGAAUCAACAGCGCACUUUGGUAACCACUGCACCAUUCAGAAUACUGUCUCUUACGACACAUCCCCAGGAGACGGUGAAGACAGAGGCACUGAUUUUCCAGAGGUGGAUAAUCUAAUGACUCGUUCCAUGCAGCAGAAAUCUAACAGUAUUGAUCAGGUCCUUCAAGAAGGGUCAGCUGCUUCACAAGAUCUUGAUGGCAACUUUGUAAAAGGGCUCAGAGAUGGGAAUGAUGAAGAUGAAUCUGUUGUCUGUAAUGGUGACAGCAGAAGUACUGACAGCAUUAAACCAUUUGUCAAAGCAAACAGCUCCUAUGAUACUAGUGAUUACUCUUUUCACACUGACCUUUCAACUGAUGGCCAGCUUAGGCAUGCUAAAUCUGAUGAUAUGAUCCUCAGCAUUGACAACCCUCAGCUUCAAUGCAGAGACUCCAGUUCUGAUCUGGAGGCUGAUAGAAGCUCUAGUCUGAGCUCUGUCACCUCUGAGUCUUCCGAAGCAGGUGACAAGCAUAUACAGUUUGCUUUGUCUCUGGAUUCUAAUACAAACUAUUCUUCAGAGACAUCAGACACUACAGCUGACCUGACUCCCUCCUCCAUAAACAGUGAAUCUGAUCAGGAGAACACAAUCAGUGUACAAGCUGAUGUGCACAGCAAUGACUCCUCUAACACAGACUCCAACACUGGUCUCUUUCAAAGCAUGAAACGACUUCUAGCUUCACCCAAACGGCGACCUUUCAACAGCACCUGGAAUGACUCUGUUGCUUCACCUCACAAAUCUGCACCACUAGUCAACAGACAGAAAUACCCUCCUGCAGUUAUCUCCCAAGGGAUUGACAAAAUAGAAGAUAUCACCAGGAACUCAUCCGACUCACACAUAUCUGAGACACUGGAGACCAGUGAGGCUGCUGAAAUUUCAGGAUUCGCGGUGAGCUCUUCUACAAAGCUUCCAGUGCGAGAUCUCUCAAAGCUUCCCCCUCCACAGGAAUUUGGUGCAGGGAACCCUUUUCUAAUGUUCAUGAGCCUGACCCUUCUCACGCAACAUCGAGAGCAUAUCAUCAGCCAGGGGAUGUGCUAUGAGGAAAUAGCCAUGCACUUUGACAGGCUGGUCCGCAGGCACAAUGCCAACCGCGUGCUGCACCUGGCCAGGCAGAUGUACACCGAAUACCUCAGAGCUCAACAGGCCAACCUGGACAGAGACAAAGACUCUGCUGACAUGGGCCCUAGUUGCUAA